UCAGUGUUUUAUCUGACCGUCCCCACUCACACGCUGAGGUGAAAUGAUCGCGGUAAAUUCAUUAAAUUGCCGUUUCUUCGUGUCAGUUCCCAGCAGGCAUCUCCCAGGCCGCCUCUCCAGAGCGAGGACCCCGCUCAGCCAUGUCGCCAGGCUCACGGUCUCCGCCGAGGAGCAGCCGUAUCGGUAAUAAGAAAAAGCGGAGAAACAGCGACAGCAGCAGCAGUAACAGUAAUAGCAGCAGCAGCAGCCCGGCCUCGUCCGACAGCUCGGACAGUGAUCGCAGGACAUCCCGAGAUUGCAGGUGGAAAGAGCGGAACCGGGCGGACAGUCCGGGAAGGGACACCUACCGGAGAGGGAACCGGGCGGACAUUCCGGGGAGGGACACUUACCGGAGAGGGAACCGGGCGGACAGUCCGGGGAGGGACACUUACCGGAGAGGGAACCGGUGUAACAGCCCUUACCGGGCACCGAGAGGGAACCGGUCUAAUAGCCGUGAUAGAGCACUGAGAGGGAACCGGUCUAACAGCCGUGAUAGAGCACUGAGAGGGAACCGGUCUAACAGCCGUGAUAGAGCACUGAGAGGGAACCGGUCUAAUAGUCGUGAUAGAGCACCGAGAGGGAACCGGUCUAAUAGCCGUGAUAGAGCACCAAGAGGGAACCGGUCUAAUAGCCGGGAGAACAGAGCACCGAGAGGAAACCGGUCUAAUAGCCGUGACAGAGCACCGAGACGGAACCGGUCUAAUAGCCGUGACAGAGCACCGAGACGAAACCGGUCUAAUAGCCGUGACAGAGCACCGAGACGGAACCGGUCUAAUAGCCGUGACAGAGCACCGAGACGGAACCGGUCUAAUAGCCGUGACAAAGAACCGAGACGGAACCGGUCAGACAGCCGUGACAGAGCACAGAGAGGGAACCGGUCUAAUAGCAGGGAGAACAGGGCACCGAGAGGGUACCGGUCGCCUAACAGGGAGAACAGGGCACCGAGAGGGUACCGGUCGCCUAACAGGGAGGACAGAGCACCGAGAGGGAACCAGUCGCCUAACAGGGAGGACAGAGCACCAAGAGGGAACCGUUCUAACAGCCGUGACAGAUCACCAAGAGGGAACUGGUCGCCUAACCGGGAGGACAGAGCAUCGAGAGGGAAUCGGUCUAAUAGCCGUGACAGAGCACCAAGAGGGAACCGGUCGCCUAACAGGGUGGAUAAACCACAGAGGGGACACCGGUCCGGUAGCAGUAAAAACAAGGCACCUAGGAGACACUGGGAGGACAAAGUACCUGGCAGGAGGCGUUCUGGUAGUAGGGAGAAAAAAGCCCCAAUAGGAUACCAGUCCGGUAGCCGGGAGGGGAAGGUACCAGACAGGAGACGGUCCUGUAGCAGUGAGGAGAAGGUAACGGACAGAAGCCGGUCCUGUAGCAGUGAGAAGGCCCCGAGAGGGUACCGGUCUGAUAGUAACGAAGAGAAGGCAAGGAGGACAUAUCGGUCCAGUAGCAGUGAGGAGAAGGUUCCGGGCAGGAGGCGGUCCUGUAGCAGUGAGGAGAAGGUUCCGGGCAGGAGGCGGUCCUGUAUCAGUGAGGAGAAGGUUCCGGGCAGGAGGCGGUCCUGUAGCAGUGAGGAGAAGGCCCCGAGAGGGUACCGGUCCGGUAGUAAUGAGGAGAAAGCAAGGAGGACAUAUAGGUCCAGUAGCCGGGAGGAGAAGGUACCGACACAGUACCGGUCUGGUAGCAGGGAAGGCAGAGUACCGAGCAGUGAGGAGAGGCGUCCGCCAAGCUCAGAGAGUGAUGGCAGUCCGGGGAGGAGGGAGCACCAGGCUCGUUCCAGUAGUCGGGAAAGCUCCGGGAGGAGACAGAGGAGAGGCCGCAGAUCCAGGUCAGAUUCUGAAGAAAGUCAGAAACGAAAGGCACGUAGCAGAGACCGAGAACAGAGAAGGAAAAAGGAGCACCGUUCUUCAUCUCCUUCCGAGGAUGAAGCCACCAAGAAAACGCAAAGAAAGAAGAGAGUAAAAAGGUCCAGGUCAAGGUGCUCUGUGUCAUCGGUCACAUCUCCAUCGCCAGCAAGGUCACAGGAGUCAUGUGUUAGCCUCCAGGAGCGUAUAAAGCAAAAAGAGGAUAAGAAAAAUAAAGAAGAGAUGAUGAAGGCUAUGGAAACCCCAGAGGAAAAGCGAGCCAGACGUUUGGCAAAGAAAGAAGCAAAGGAGAGGAAGAAAAGAGAGAAGAUGGGCUGGGGGGAAGAGUACAUGGGAUACACAAAUACAGACAACCCAUUUGGAGAUAAUAAUCUUUUGGGCACCUUCAUCUGGAACAAGGCGCUAGAGAAAAAGGGAAUUGGACACCUUACGGAAAAGGAUCUUAAGGAUAGGAAUAAAUCGAUCCAAGAAGACAAUCGCUUAGAGCUGCAGAAGGUCAAACAACUUCGUCUGGAGCGUGAGCGAGAGAAGGGCAUGCGAGAGCAGGAAUUGGAGAUGUUGCAGAGAGAAAAGGAGGCUGAACAUUUUAAGACUUGGGAAGAACAGGAAGAUACAUUUCAUCUACAACAAGCAAAACUGCGUUCCAAGAUCCGCAUCCGAGAUGGCCGCGCAAAACCCAUUGACCUUCUGGCAAAAUACAUCAGCGCAGAAGACGACGACUUGGCUGUGGAAAUGCAUGAACCUUACACUUUCUUGACUGGACUCACUGUGUCUGACCUGGAAGACUUGCUGGAAGAUAUUCAGAUCUACAUGGAAUUGGAGCAGGGGAAGAAUGUGGAUUUUUGGAGAGAUAUGACCAUCAUCACAGAGGAUGAAAUCUCCAAGUUACGCAAGCUGGAAACCUUCGGGAAGGGGCCAGGUGAAAGACGAGAAGGGGUAAAUGCCUCUGUCACCACCGAUGUACAGGCUGUAUUUAAAGGAAAGACAUACAACCAGCUUCAGGUGAUUUUUCAAGGAAUCGAAAGCAAGAUUAGAAAAGGAGGACCGAACCUGGAUAUUGGGUAUUGGGAGAGUCUCCUGCAGCAGCUUAGGGCUUACAUGGCCAGAGCUAGGCUUCGAGAGAGACACCAGGACGUCUUGCGUCAGAAACUCUUCAAACUGAAGCAAGAGCAGGGUGUGGAAAGCGAGCCUCUCUUCCCCAUUAUAAAACAGGAGCCUGAAUCUCCUAAUGACAGGCCAGACCAGGGAGAGUCUGCCUCAGAGCAACCUGUAUCAUCCUCUGCAGCCAAUGCCCCAGAGGAUUCUAGCAGUGCCCAAGAAGGUGAUGGCAAGGGUGAAGGUGGGGAGUCUGUACUCAUGGAAGAAGACCUAAUCCAGCAGAGCCUCAAUGAUUAUGAUGCUGGAAAAUACAGCCCCAAGCUGCUAAGUAACCAGGAGCUGCCUUUUGAUGCUCAUGUAGUAGACUUUGAAGAGGACCAACAAAGACUGGUGCUCUGCAGGCAACAACUACAAGUCACAGGCGAUGCCAGUGAGAGCCCUGAAGACAUCUUUAUCAGGAAAGCGAAAGAAGGUAUGGAUGGUGAUGAGGCCCAGUUCAGUGUGGAGAUCCCAGUCACAAGCAAAGCUUACCUAUGGGCGGACAAAUAUAGGCCUCGAAAACCUCGUUUCUUCAAUCGUGUCCAUACAGGCUUUGAGUGGAACAAAUACAACCAAACGCAUUAUGACUUUGACAACCCUCCCCCCAAAAUUGUCCAGGGUUACAAAUUCAACAUAUUUUAUCCAGACUUGAUUGACAAACGAUCUACUCCGGAAUAUUUCUUGGAGGCUUGCCAUGACAACAAGGACUUUGCUAUAUUACGUUUCCAUGCUGGGCCUCCUUAUGAAGACAUUGCUUUCAAGAUUGUCAAUCGCGAGUGGGAGUAUUCUCACCGACACGGCUUCCGUUGUCAGUUCUCUAAUGGUAUUUUCCAGCUGUGGUUCCACUUUAAGCGCUACAGAUACAGAAGAUGAGCCAUGACCUGAAAUUAGACCAUUUCUUUCCUGUUUUUGUAUAGCAACAAAAAUCAAAUUUGAAGACUUUUUAGAAAUUUCACCCAAGACCAUAAUAAAUGUUUUUGCCAAAUAUCCUGGGUGC
Molecule: messenger RNA, 4038 nt
Organism: Pelobates fuscus (common spadefoot toad)
Lineage: Eukaryota; Metazoa; Chordata; Amphibia; Anura; Pelobatidae
Gene: CACTIN
Product: cactin, spliceosome C complex subunit
Exons: 11
Coding region: 141-3914 (1257 amino acids)
Biological process (GO): negative regulation of innate immune response; mRNA cis splicing, via spliceosome
Cellular component (GO): spliceosomal complex; cytoplasm
Molecular function (GO): protein binding
Source: RefSeq, a predicted model, not a curated record